AUGGCAACUUCUCUCAAAAUCCGGAAAGGGGUCGUGACUCGCCAAUUUAAUGUGCUAGCCGACGCCCUGAAAAAUUAUGCCAGUCUGGGUGAAACCGAAAUAUCCGCCGUGGAAGGAGAUUUCGCGGCAAAAAUGUGCGAAAUAGACUCAGCGUUAGUAUAUAUUCGCACUGUACAAACUUCUCUCCAAAAGGCCAUUUACGCGUUUGCCGAAACUGUUGACAGCAUAGAAAUGCCACCAGGAGGUGAAAAAGAAAAGCGCGUUUCGCAACACAUCGAAAAAGUCAACACACUUCUUUCCGAAACGGAAACAUUUCUCGCGCGUCUUGAGGUGCAAAAACACGUCUUGACGACGAAAAUGAGAACUCAAACAGGAGUACAAGUAUAUCCGGACCCUGGAGUGCAAAAUCAGGAAGCACCGGUGGGCCGCGUAGAAUUACCCAGGCUUCCUAUUCCAGAAUUUAACGGCAAGAGCUGGCAGUGGGACAAUUUCUGGGAAUUGUUUAACGCCACAGCGCACUCACUCCCGCUCUCAAAUUUACAGAAGUUCAAUUAG
Messenger RNA from Necator americanus (New World hookworm), 555 nucleotides. RefSeq lists its product as uncharacterized. The record is from RefSeq and is a predicted model, not a curated record. NCBI's taxonomy places the organism in Eukaryota, Metazoa, Nematoda, Chromadorea, Rhabditida, Ancylostomatidae. The transcript has a single exon. Bases 1 to 555 code for a protein of 184 amino acids.